Doryrhamphus excisus (bluestripe pipefish) is the source of this 1807-nucleotide messenger RNA. Its product is annotated as apoptosis regulator BAX. Gene Ontology annotation, molecular function: channel activity; BH domain binding. The record is from RefSeq and is a predicted model, not a curated record. Gene Ontology annotation, biological process: intrinsic apoptotic signaling pathway in response to DNA damage; mitochondrial fusion; extrinsic apoptotic signaling pathway in absence of ligand. Lineage: Eukaryota; Metazoa; Chordata; Actinopteri; Syngnathiformes; Syngnathidae. Gene Ontology annotation, cellular component: mitochondrial outer membrane.
ACCUGCAGUGUCUUGGUUUGACACCCCUGUUUUGUUUUUUUUAUUUUUUUAUUUUAAUUUGACGCCCCUAGUAUAGAGCAAUGCUUUGGUGUUUUCUUGGCCGAUAACUGCUUUAUAAACAUAAUAUCUGCACCACUACCAGACAGUGAAGCAGUAUCCUCUUUCAUGAAUCUCAACAAAGUGAACCAACCUGAUUGACGCCAUCAUUGUGUCCUUCAUCAACGGUGAAUCACAACAGAACUGGAGUCUUUGCUCUGCAUGCCUCUUCAUGCACAGGGAGACUGGCGGUAACUGCAACACCGUGCCUCCAUGACACUUCCUCGUUCCUCCGUGGAAGACAAACUUUUGACCCAACGGCCACGUCCCAACGAGACGCUAUUAUAUGGCAUACGGUUUUUUGUGUAAAUACACUUGGUCUGGAUAUAGAAAUUAUCACAUAGCUCCUCGAAGUUAGUCGCUCCGAUCUCGGAAGCUUGGAAUAUGGCUGACAGGAGAGGAACGGACGACGACGACGACGAGCAGAAAGUUGAAGGUGCCAUGGGUGGGGAAGGUGCCAUGGGUGGGGAAGACGUCAUUGAUGAUCCCAUCAUAGAACAAGGAGCAAUAGUCCUCAGAGGGUAUGUGAUUGAGCGUAUAAAUGCAGAUUAUCCCAGUCAACACAUUUCUUCUGAGGACUUGGGUGGAAGAUCAAGUGAACACCAGGAUCCACAAAUCAAAGAAGUUGUGGAGCAGCUGCUCAAGAUUGCAGAUGAGAUGAACAGGAAUGCUGAGCUUCAACGAUUAAUAAACCAGGUUCAAGGUAACUGUGCUCAAGAUAUUUUCAUGAAAGUGGCCAGGAGCAUCUUUGCUGACGGCAUCAACUGGGGUCGAGUUGUGGCUCUCUUCCAUCUAGCAUACAGACUCAUAUACAAGGCACUGACCACAAACCAUCUAGAGAACAUCAGAGUGGUCACCAGUUGGGUGCUACAAGUUAUCAGGGAGCAGCUCUACUAUUGGCUUGUUCAGCAAGGAGGCUGGGAAGGUGUCAUCAGUGGAUGGUCUCACUGGAGGAAAUUAACCUUAGUGGCAUCCGUGGUUUUGGUAGCAACCUUUGUUUAUUUCAGGAAGACACGCUGACCAUCAGCUGUCACACCCUCAUCAACGAUGGUUCACUCAAGUAAGAGAGAUGGAGAUAAAUAUGAAUAUGUUUUUCAGGAAAUAAGUAACUAUCACUUAUAAACCAAAGUACAGGCUAGGCCAAGACUUAAAGCAGUGACGAUAACUAUCUGAACAGAAAUCAGAAAUGCACAAACUAUGCCAUAGACGUUCAUAUCAUCCUCACCCCAACCCAAGAUGCCAUCAAAAUGUUGCAGGACCUGCUGUGUAUAUUUUGUUAUACCUUUCAGAUCACCUUCAGCUGUCUUAUUUUCCAAGUUGGAGUUAACAACCUGUUGUGCAAUACAUGUACUUCAUGUAUGCCUGUUGAAAGGUGAUAUGACGACACGAGUAAUGAUAUGCGUAUUUUCUGAAUGCAUUUACUCUGAUAAAUGUGCAAACAUCGGCUGCAAAGAUCAUCUUUUAUGUGUGGGGGUGCCUUUAUCGAUACCUGUAUGUUACCCACAGGUUGCUUUGGUUUAAUGUUAAAUUUCUUGCAUUGGUCAUGGGAAUAGAUGUGAUAGUUACAACACUGUAAGUUAAGACGCUGACCCAAACUUUUGCUAAUAUCUUUUCUUUUUGAAGAAGAAGUCUAUUUUUUAAUUCCACAAGUGUAUUUUCUUGAUGUUUAAUUAAAUAUGACUGUGUAUAAAAGACUUCUAUCAAAAUGUGA